CGGGGCCACACGCUCGUUAGACCGGCGCGUGUAUGCAACUAUGUAUUCCACUUUGUCUUAAGAUGUGCGGCUACGAUGAGGCCAGCCGCCACGCGGCAGCGGUAUUACGCAAACGCUCCGUGCGAGCGGUUGCACUGGAUAGCUACUCAUUUAAUUAGCGCAAUAGUAAAUUAAAUAAAAAAAGAAAAAUGGGAAAAAAGGAAAGAGAAAGGAGACGAAGACUAGAGAAACUCUGCUCAUACUUCCAUUCAUUUACAUCUUCUCUCUCUGAAUAAUCUGCUGGUGCUGCUUUCUCUCUCUAGAGCUGCCCUUCUUCGACGUCGUCGUUUCUCUCCAUCGGAGCGUGUCUCUUGUGUAAAGGUGAGCAGGCUUGUGAGGAGUGGGCUGGACGAGGGGCAGAGCUGUAAAUUGACCGAGCUCCGCUGGAGUGCUUUUGGGUUUACUUGUAGCCUGCGAGAAAGUAAAGGCUCUCAGCUCUCGAUCGAGGUUUGGUCUUCGAGCUUGAGGCUGGAAAUACUAAUGCAGAAGGUAUAAAAAGAUUGUCGAGGUUCCGUGUUGCAGACUGCAUAUAAACUCUAAUAAGAAAAUGUUGGAGGGUCCCAAGUUUACUGGAAUUGUAGGCCUAAACAAUAAUCAUGAUAAUUAUGUCAUGCAUUUUUAUCACAAGCUCAAUGAGGGAUCAAAUAUGUCGACCGAAAGUUAUGGGAGCUUGCAGAUGAGCAAUGGUGGAGGCUCUGUUGCGAUGUCAGUAGACAACAGCAGUGUGGGGUCAAACGAUUCCCACACUCGUAUCUUGGGUCACAACGGCCUCAGGCAUGUCAAAGACUAUUCUGUCGCUGCCAGUGUCAAUCAUGGGAGAGUUUCUCAAGGGCUGAGUGAUGACGCACUCGCUCAAGCUCUGUUGGAUCCUCGAUAUCCUACUGAGGGACUUGGUAAUUAUGAUGAGUGGACAAUUGACCUGAGAAAGCUGAACAUGGGACCUGCUUUUGCUCAGGGUGCUUUUGGGAAGCUCUACAAAGGCACAUAUAAUGGUGAGGAUGUUGCAAUUAAGCUUUUGGAGAGGCCGGAGAAUGACGCAGAGAGGGCACACUUGAUGGAGCAGCAGUUUCAACAAGAAGUAAUGAUGUUGGCUACGCUUAAACACCCAAAUAUUGUCCGCUUUAUUGGCGCAUGCCGAAAACCCAUGGUGUGGUGUAUCGUGACAGAAUACGCCAAGGGAGGGUCAGUGCGCCAGUUCUUGACAAAACGUCAGAAUCGUUCAGUGCCCUUGAAAUUGGCUGUCAAGCAGGCCUUAGAUGUGGCUAGGGGGAUGGCAUAUGUUCAUGGAUUAAAUUUGAUUCACCGGGACUUGAAGUCUGACAAUUUACUAAUUUCUGCUGACAAGUCAAUCAAGAUUGCUGAUUUUGGGGUUGCUCGUAUAGAGGUGCAGACAGAAGGAAUGACACCAGAAACUGGCACAUACCGUUGGAUGGCCCCAGAAAUGAUCCAACACCGGCCUUAUACCCAGAAAGUUGAUGUAUAUAGCUUUGGGAUUGUCCUGUGGGAGCUAAUCACAGGGAUGCUCCCGUUCCAGAAUAUGACUGCCGUUCAGGCAGCAUUCGCUGUUGUGAACAAAGGUGUUCGGCCAACCAUCCCUAACGAGUGCCUGCCUGCUCUGAGUCAGAUCAUGACGCUCUGCUGGGAUGGGAAUCCUGAUGUUAGGCCAUCCUUCAGCGAGGUGGUCAGAAUGCUCGAGGCUGCAGAGACGGAGAUCAUGACUACUGUGAGAAAAGCUCGUUUCAGGUGCUGUAUGAGUCAACCGAUGACUACAGAUUGAUGCAAAGAAGAAACUAGAAGUGUUAAAAAACAAUGUAUAAGAAUCGGAAAGGCGACUGAUUUGUCAGGUUUAUGUAUGUAUGAUCAUCAGGCUAAAUUUCUUUCCUGGGUUAGAGAUAAGGAGAGAAAGUUUAUGAUAAUAACUGCUUGUUUUGAUUUUUAACUUUGUGGAUUUAAGAUACUGUUUUUAGUGGUAAUAGAGAUCUGAUGUGUAUUUAUGCA
Salvia miltiorrhiza (redroot sage) is the source of this 2037-nucleotide messenger RNA. RefSeq names its product serine/threonine-protein kinase STY13-like. The transcript has 3 exons. Gene Ontology annotation, biological process: protein phosphorylation. Lineage: Eukaryota; Viridiplantae; Streptophyta; Magnoliopsida; Lamiales; Lamiaceae. Bases 587 to 1816 code for a protein of 409 amino acids. The record is from RefSeq and is a predicted model, not a curated record. Gene Ontology annotation, molecular function: protein kinase activity; ATP binding.